Olea europaea var. sylvestris is the source of this 2452-nucleotide messenger RNA. RefSeq names its product cationic amino acid transporter 2, vacuolar-like. Gene Ontology annotation, cellular component: membrane. The record is from RefSeq and is a predicted model, not a curated record. The coding region runs from base 1 to 2079 and encodes 692 amino acids. NCBI's taxonomy places the organism in Eukaryota, Viridiplantae, Streptophyta, Magnoliopsida, Lamiales, Oleaceae. Gene Ontology annotation, biological process: amino acid transport; transmembrane transport. Gene Ontology annotation, molecular function: amino acid transmembrane transporter activity. The transcript is spliced from 15 exons.
AUGAAAGAAAAUGGAGGGUUUUUUUCAAGAAGGGAUGUAUUUGAUGUGAACUAUGAUUGUUUUGCUUCUUUUAUCUUAUUUUUGAUAAUCCCAGCUGAAUCUCCAUCGCAGCCCACCUCCAAGUCCACCACCCAAAGGCUCCAAUCCCACCAAGAUUCUAUCGUUCUCUGCCUUUGGGAUUGCAGCAGCCCACCACCAUACCAGGAUCUCUGCCCAAGAUUUUCUUGCACAUAUUUAAAUAUUUGGGGGUUAAACUUAUAUGAACGUCUCAAUCUCUGGUUUCAUGUACUUUUGCUACAUUUUGUAGGGGUUGGUUCAACGAUUGGUGCUGGAGUUUAUAUUCUUGUUGGCACAGUUGCAAGGGAGCAUUCAGGGCCAGCCCUUACCUUUUCCUUUCUAAUAGCUGGUAUCGCAGCUGCUCUUUCUGCCUUCUGCUAUGCCGAGCUAGCGAGUCGUUGCCCAUCUGCUGGGAGUGCCUAUCACUAUUCUUACAUUUGCGUUGGAGAAGGUGUUGCUUGGUUAAUUGGUUGGGCGUUAAUCCUGGAAUACACUAUUGGGGGGUCUGCGGUUGCUCGUGGCAUAUCUCCAAAUUUGGCCUUACUCUUUGGAGGUCCAGAUAGUCUCCCUUCUUUUCUAGCUCGUCAGACCAUCCCAGGGCUUGAUAUUGUGGUGGACCCAUGUGCAGCUAUCUUGGUGUUUGUAGUCACUGGGCUUUUGUGUGUUGGAAUCAAGGAGAGUACAUUUGUUCAAGGAAUUGUAACAGCAGCUAAUACUUGUGCCAUGAUCUUUGUCAUCAUAGCUGGUGGAUAUUUGGGUUUCAAGACUGGAUGGCCCGGCUAUGAACUUUCUGUUGGGUAUUUUCCAUUUGGGGCUGAUGGCAUGCUUGCUGGGGCAUCGACUGUUUUCUUUGCAUACAUUGGCUUUGAUUCAGUUGCUAGUACUGCAGAAGAGGUAAAAAAUCCGCAACGAGAUUUGCCAAUGGGUAUUGGUAUUGCACUAUCUAUAUGUUGCACGUUGUAUAUGCUGGUCUCUGCCAUAAUCGUUGGUUUGGUGCCAUAUUAUGCGAUGGAUCCUGACACUCCCAUCUCAUCUGCAUUUGCUAGCCACGGAAUGAAGUGGGCUGCGUACAUAAUAACUCUUGGAGCUUCUACUGCUCUUUGCUCGACAUUGAUGGGUUCUAUCCUACCACAGCCUCGAAUACUUAUGGCAAUGGCUAGAGAUGGAUUGCUGCCGUCAUUUUUUUCCGAUGUCAAUAAACACACACAAGUUCCUGUGAAGAGCACUGUAAUUACUGGUUUACUUGCUGGAAUCUUGGCAUUCUUCAUGGAUGUUGAACAGUUGGCAGGCAUGGUCAGUGUUGGUACACUAGUUGCCUUUACAACGGUGGCAAUUUCUGUGCUGAUACUGAGAUAUGUUCCACCAGAUGAGGUUCCACUUCCAUCGUCUUUCCAGGGUGCAAUAGAUUCAGUUUUGACGCGGUAUAGUAGCAGUAGUUCUAAAGAAGUCGAUGUGGAAAACUCAAAAGCCAAUGCUAUAACCUCAAGUGACAACAUUCCACUUUUAGUUAGCAAGGAAACACCUGUUGGGUAUCCUAUUGUUGAGAAAGCAGCUGUGCGGUGCAACUUCGUAGUGAAUAAAGCCAAUAGGCGGAUGAUUGCUGGCUGGACAAUCUUGCUUACAUGCAUUGGAGUGCUUGUCCUCACCUCAGCAGCUUCAAGCGUGAGCCUUUAUAGCUCCCUUCGAUUUACACUUUGUGGAAUUGGUGGCAUUCUCCUUUUAUAUGGUCUAGCAUUCCUCACGUGGAUCGACCAAGAUGAUGCAAGGCACAACUUUGGGCAUUCGGGAGGUUUCAUUUGCCCAUGUGUUCCGCUGCUACCGAUCGCCUGCAUUCUCAUCAAUGUCUACUUAUUAAUUAAUCUCGGAGGCUCUACUUGGACCCGUGUAUCAAUAUGGUUAGCUAUAGGAGCAAUAGUUUAUCUUUUCUAUGGCCUGAGGCACAGCUCAUUGCGAGAUGCAGUUUAUGUUCCUGUAGCCCAUGUUGACGAAAUCUACCAAAGCUCAAGAAAUUCUCUGUCGUAAUUCUUUAUAACCUUUCGGGUAGAAAACUAUCCAAGUUCAGAAUCAUCACAAGUCAAAAGUGUAGUAAUUAGUUUUCUUAUUCGAUGAACGAACUGACAAAGUAUGACUUUUUAUCCUGAUCUUGGGCUGCUGGUUUGUGUGGAUAAAGUACCAUUUGUGUGUUUCAUAUCUCAGAAACACUCUUAAUUCUACUGUAAUAUGUGAUCUUUUACAAUCUCGAAAGGGGACGAGGAAGAAAGUGAAAAUGAAAACUUGUAAAUAUAUAUUUUUUCAUUUGGUCGGCCUGUGACAAUAUUGUACUUCUGUAGCGUACAUUGUAAAUUAUAUGUGUGAUUUUGAAGUUAAUUGAAAUUUUAGGACCUCAUAUUAUAAA